AUGGACUCUAUUAUUUACAAAGACAGGAAAGACAACAUGUUUAAUGAUGAAGGCGACGAAAUUUUUGAGAUGGAGAUGGAAGUUGGUGAAAUCAAUUAUCUCCUGGAUAAUGCUAUACACUUCGACCAAUAUACUGAUCUUAAGCCACCCCAGAAGAUGUCUCUAUCUGAAAAAGUCAAAAGCAAAAAAACAUAUCGCAAAUACAAGAAAGAGGACACGGAGCACUUUUUCUUCUUGGUUAACGAGAAGCGAAUGUCUAUUCGUAGUGCUACUGUAUCUAUUUGUCUCUAUACUUUCCUGAAUUAA
This is a messenger RNA of Gilbertella persicaria, 306 nucleotides long. RefSeq lists its product as uncharacterized. The coding region runs from base 1 to 306 and encodes 101 amino acids. Lineage: Eukaryota; Fungi; Mucoromycota; Mucoromycetes; Mucorales; Choanephoraceae. The transcript is spliced from 2 exons. The record is from RefSeq and is a predicted model, not a curated record.